AUUGUUUCGCGCCUCGUUCGCACCACCACACUACCUGCAAUGGCUUCCAUUGCGCGUUCAAUACUGCUACCCCAAUGUGCGUCAUGUACGCGACGCUUUACGAGACUCGGUCUUGACGGCUGGGGCUCGCUUCAGCAGCAGGUGCGCGGCAAGCAGAAGCUGGUCAAGCCAUCUGACUCUGUUGCCGUCAAGUUGCUGAAGAAUGUCAAGGGGUAUGGGCGGAGGGGGGCCUAUAUCCCCAUCUCUCCCGCAAUGAUGCGAAAUCACUGGUUCCCCCAGGGGAAGGCCGCCUACGUCCUACCGGAUCAAUUGAAGGAGCUGAAACGCCAGAAAGUUACCAUAGAGCGAGACUUUGAAUUCGGGAUGGAGCAGCCCAAGGUUGAGAAGACAGAGGAAGAGGUGGAGUUCGAGGCACAGCACUACGUGAGGCCGGUUGAAAUUGAGCUCUUGAGCCCCGCACGCUCUAUGGAACUCAUCACAAUAUUUACGCCCUCGACGAUCGACUUCGCUCGGCAACCAAUUGAAGACGACAGUUCCUCCUCGGAUACCUACCUAGGCGCAUCCGACUCGGCAGACAUCCUUGCAGCUGCAGAGAAGGCAGAAAAGAAGGCGUCAGGCAUGGUUGGGAUAUACGGUUCUGUGACGACGGCAGAUGUUGCCACGAGCAUACGGCAAUCGCUGGCGAACAACGACGAGGCUGCACGGGUCAUUCUCGCCGAGAACGACAUCCGGUUCGUUGAAGGCCUUGUGGACGGGGAAACGUCGCGCGUCAAACACCUGGGCAAGUUCAAGGUGGAGAUCCAGGUCAAGGGUGCGGAGCAAGCUCUCAUACGGUCCGUCCGCGUUCUACCCCAGAAGUGACAGCCUCGCCGCGAAUCGUGGAGGAGUGGGGCUCCUCUGGAGAGUGGCUUGCAUAUAAGAAGGGCCCGCCUGCUGCUUGAGCACACUGGACAGGAGUCUUCAGCGGGAUAGAGCGUCGGCUACCGCAGGGCGUGUUCGGAACCUCGACCGGGCUUGUAGCGCUCGGCCGCGGAUCAUUUCCCGGGGACCUGUGUACAUAGUGAGUGGUGAAAUAUAUUCUGUGGUGUAAACAACCAUGUGCGGGUA
Molecule: messenger RNA, 1107 nt
Organism: Mytilinidion resinicola
Lineage: Eukaryota; Fungi; Ascomycota; Dothideomycetes; Mytilinidiales; Mytilinidiaceae
Exons: 3
Coding region: 40-861 (273 amino acids)
Biological process (GO): translation
Cellular component (GO): ribosome; mitochondrion
Molecular function (GO): structural constituent of ribosome
Source: RefSeq, a predicted model, not a curated record